Rosa rugosa (rugosa rose) is the source of this 520-nucleotide messenger RNA. RefSeq lists its product as uncharacterized. The record is from RefSeq and is a predicted model, not a curated record. The transcript is spliced from 2 exons. Bases 76 to 498 code for a protein of 140 amino acids. Lineage: Eukaryota; Viridiplantae; Streptophyta; Magnoliopsida; Rosales; Rosaceae.
GUGUGUAAGUUGAGGAAAUCGUUGUAUGGCCUGAAGCAAUCUCCAAGAGCCUGGUUUGGGAGAUUUUCAAAGUCCAUGAGAACUUUUGGAUACAAACAGAGCAAUUCUGACCAUACCUUGUUUAUCAAGCGCAAGAAUGGUAAGAUUACAGCUCUUAUUGUGUAUGUUGAUGACAUGAUUGUUACAGGGGAUGAUCCAAAAGAGAUGAAUGAGUUGCAAAAGUAUCUGUCAAAGGAGUUUGAAAUGAAGGAUCUGGGGCAACUGAAGUAUUUUCUGGGUAUUGAAGUUGCGAGGUCUAAGAAGGGAAUUUCACUGUCACAGAGGAAGUAUGUUCUUGACUUACUUGCUGAAACGGGGAUGCUGGACUGCAGUCCAAUUGAGACACCCAUUGAGAUGAAUCACAGACUUGCCAUUUAUCCUGAUCAAGUUCCAACUGAUAAAGGAAGUUUAUGCAUUGUCCUAGUGAAGAACAUAUGGAUGCAGUUUUUCGGAUUUUGAGGUAUUUGAAGAUGGCGCCAGG